Molecule: messenger RNA, 1912 nt
Organism: Mus pahari (shrew mouse)
Lineage: Eukaryota; Metazoa; Chordata; Mammalia; Rodentia; Muridae
Gene: Cwc25
Product: CWC25 spliceosome associated protein homolog
Exons: 10
Coding region: 123-1376 (417 amino acids)
Biological process (GO): mRNA splicing, via spliceosome
Cellular component (GO): U2-type spliceosomal complex
Source: RefSeq, a predicted model, not a curated record
GGGCCGCUGGAUCCUGUAGGGAUUAGAUCCCGAGAGGCCGCCUCUGAACUGAUUCGUUAGGUUUCCUCUCGACCUUCGCUGAACCUUUCAGGUCCACAGACUGAGGAACCGUCUCCACCACCAUGGGAGGCGGAGACCUGAACCUGAAGAAGAGCUGGCACCCGCAGACCCUUCGCAAUGUGGAGAAAGUGUGGAAGGCAGAGCAGAAGCAUGAAGCGGAGAGGAAAAAGAUUGAGGAGUUGCAGCGAGAGCUUCGAGAGGAGAGAGCACGGGAGGAGAUGCAGCGCUACGCUGAGGAUGUCGGGGCUGUCAAGAAAAAAGAAGAAAAGUUGGAUUGGAUGUACCAAGGUCCAGGUGGCAUGGUGAACCGUGACGAGUACCUGCUGGGGCGCCCCAUUGACAAGUAUGUUUUUGAGAAGAUGGAGGAGAGGGAAGCUGGCUGCUCUUCUGAGACAGGACUCCUCCCAGGCUCAAUCUUUGCCCCAUCGGGCGCCAAUUCCCUUCUUGACAUGGCCAGCAAAAUCCGGGAAGACCCUCUCUUCAUCAUAAGGAAGAAAGAGGAGGAGAAGAAAAGAGAAGUUCUGAACAAUCCUGUGAAAAUGAAGAAAAUCAAAGAGCUGUUGCAAAUGAGUCUUGAGAAAAAGGAGAAGAAGAAGAAGAAGAAGGAGAAGAAGAAGAAGCACAAGAAGCAGAAGCACAGAAGCUCCAGCAGCGAUGGCUCCAGCAGCGAGGAGGAGCAGAGCCAGGCCCGGUCUCAAAAGAAGAUGGCAAAUUCCUUUCCUGUUUUGUCCAAAGUCCCUGGAUAUGGCUUACAGGUGAGGGAUUCUGACCGGAACCCGGGGCUGCAGGGUUCCCUGGGCGAACAAAGGGUGAUACAGAACCAUUCCCGGUCGGGAAGCUCCUCACCCCCCAGGCAUGUCAGCAAGAAGAGCACCAAGGAAGAGAGGCCCCGGGACAGGAAUUCUCGAUUCCCUGGCAGAAGGUCCCGGUCCCCACCGCCCAGCAAACCGCAUACCUCUAAGGUAAACAGGAAAGAGAGAGACAGCCCAUCACCUAAAAAGGAGACCUGCCAGAGGCGGCAUGCUUCUGGGUACACCAGAAAACUCUCAGCAGAGGAACUAGAGCGGAAACGGCAAGAGAUGAUGGAAAAUGCCAAGUGGAGGGAGGAAGAGAGGCUCAACACCCUCAAGAGGCACGCCAAGGAGGAUGAGCGGGAGCACAGGCUGGAGAGGUUGGACUCUCGCUCUGGCAAGUUCAUCCACCGCAUGAAGCUGGAGAGUGCAUCGACCUCCUCCCUGGAGGACCGUGUGAAGCGCAACAUCCAUUCUCUACAGCGGACAUCGGUGGCCCUGGAGAAGAACUUCAUGAGGAGAUGAAAAGCAGUCUCUCGUACUGCUUUGCCUGAAUUUGCCAGGGAGGUUACUGACUCUUACAAUUCUCUUCAUAAGAGUUCAGAUGGCUUCCUGUACAGAUGAGAACCCACCACUGUUCAAAGUGCCCUUUGUCCACCGACUCCUGACACUUCACGUCUGUUAAACACCGAUGUGACCAGAAGGCUUGGAUGCUUGUCACCUCUGUUCCCUCCCACCUGAAUGAAUGGAUCAGACUUCCAGAGGCCUCUCUUAAGAGCCACCCAGAUGGACGGUGCUCACUGGGAUAAACAAACAUUGACUUUAUUUAGUAGAUUAUGUGACAGAGUAGCCAAGCAUCAGGAAGAGCCAAGAGUGACAAAGAAACUGGAAGAGAAGACAGAACCAAAAGCCCUCAGUGAGCUGCUAACCGCCUGGCUUUACGCUGUAAUGGUGUAAUGUAUAUAUACAAAUGUAUAAUUCUAUAUUUGCUUGUAAAAAGUUAGCCUUCUGCCGGGCGGUGGUGACGCAUGCCUUUAAUCCCAGCACUUGGGAGGCAGAGG